ACAGAUUCCUAGUGUUACUUAACCGUCUCCAAACUUCUUGGAGAUUUCAACAUUCCCGGAAAAAAUGAAAAAGAGCAUAUGUACUAGAUUUUGGAACAAAGAGAGUGCCGAUUGUUCUAAAGAACAAACGCUAACCGAGUCAACUCAUGAAGCAAACUCGACGGUGAAAUGGGUCGAUUGUUGUGAAACUUGUCUAGAGGGUGGUAAGAAGUCGUGCAAGUGUGGUAAUAUAAACCCUGAUAAAGAUGAGUUGCACUUUGAGGUGAAGAACGAGUCAAAUGAUGAGCAAGUUUGUCCACAUGAAGCUAAUAGUUCUUUCCUUCAUUCGGUAGUUAAUAUGAUUGGAAUGCUCAUAGGUCUUGGACAACUCUCAACACCAUACGCACUAGAAAACGGAGGGUGGAUCUCUUCAUUCCUGCUUAUAGCCCUCGGAGUCGCAACCGCAUACACAUCCCACAUCCUCGGAAAAUGCCUAGAAAGCAACCGAAAAACAAGAAACUACACUGAUAUCGGCUACCACGCCUUCGGCACCCAUGGUCGAGCCAUCACUGCGGCAUUCAUCUACUUAGAGAUCUUCAUGUCUCUUGUUUCCUACACCAUAUCAUUACACGACAACUUGAACAUGGUCUUCCUAGGAACCCAUGUUCGGUUCUCCUGGGUGCAUCAUUUGUCCACCUCUCAAGUCCUGACCGUGUUGGCGGUGCUGGUGGCGUUGCCUAGCCUUUGGCUGAGAGAUUUGUCGUCCAUUUCGUUCCUCUCUACUGGCGGCAUCAUCAUGUCGAUGUUGAUUUUUGUGACUGUGGUGUGCACGGCCGUGUUUGGAGGCGUAUCCGCUAAUCAUGCUAUCCCGGCUCUACGGCUACGGAACAUACCUCAUAUAUCCGGGUUGUAUAUAUUUGGAUACGGUGGUCAUAUUGUUUUUCCUGAUAUACAUAGGGCGAUGAAGGACCCAUCAAAGUUUACAAAGGUAUCAAUAGUGAGCUUCACAUUUGUGACCUUGCUCUAUACAUCCUUAGCAUUCAUGGGUGCCAAACUAUUUGGUCCGGAAGUAAAUUCCCAAAUUACCCUUAGCAUGCCUCGAGGCCUUGUGUUCACUAAAAUCGCACUUUGGGCUACAGUGUUGACACCAAUGACGAAAUAUGCAUUAGAAUUUGCACCCUUUGCAAUCCAACUCGAGCAUCGGUUUCUUUAUUCCAUGAAGUCACACACCAAAAUGAUCAUACGGGGCACCAUUGGCUCGGUUUUGUUACUACUCAUACUCGUUUUGGCCCUAAGCGUGCCCUACUUCCAAUACGUGCUUGGCCUUACAGGCUCACUCGUAACUGUGGCAAUUAUACUUAUUUUACCAUCGGUUUUUUACAUCAAGAUCUUUUGGGAGAAGAUAUCAAGGCCCAUUUUGGCUCUUAACGUGUUCCUCAUCGCAAUCGGCUUUCUUCUUGGGGUGUCGGGAACAAUCUCAUCUUUGAAGUUGCUUGUUGAAAGUUUUGAGAGGAUCCACACGGCUUCAUAAACAUAUAUACUUGUCGUAUGUAUGUGAGUCAUAUCCGUCCAUUAACCCGACCCGUUAUUUAAAAAAAUGAGUUGUAAUGGGUUCUAUCUAUAUUGCCAAAUGAGUGAUAAAAUAAACGGUAUAAUGAGUUAAUAAUCGUUUGAUCAAAUGAGUUCAAAUGUUACGUUUGCCAUCAUGUCAUGUAAGUAUAUAUUAACUUGUAGAUUUCCUAUUAAC
Messenger RNA from Helianthus annuus (common sunflower), 1726 nucleotides. Its product is annotated as amino acid transporter AVT1H. The record is from RefSeq and is a predicted model, not a curated record. Gene Ontology annotation, cellular component: vacuolar membrane. The transcript has 3 exons. The coding region runs from base 65 to 1510 and encodes 481 amino acids. Gene Ontology annotation, molecular function: amino acid transmembrane transporter activity. Gene Ontology annotation, biological process: amino acid transmembrane transport. NCBI's taxonomy places the organism in Eukaryota, Viridiplantae, Streptophyta, Magnoliopsida, Asterales, Asteraceae.